CACGCGCUGUAACUUCAACUGACGGCUACGAACCGGCGAGGCAAGCACACAGAAAUCGCGGCGUCACACCGAAACAGUGCAAAAAUGGAGUGGACCCCAAUGGAGAUCAACCCGGAGAUGCUGAACAAGAUGAUGAGCAAGUUAGGCGUGGGUGAAAGCUGGCGCUUUGUUGAUGUGCUGGGUCUGGAGGGGGAUCAACUCUCUGCUGUCCCCAAACCAUGCUGUGCCUUGAUGCUGCUCUUCCCGCUGACACAGCAGCACGAGUCUUUCAGGCAGCAGCAGGCAGACAAGGUUGCAGGAGAUUCUGAGGUUUAUUUCCUGAAGCAGACGGCAGUCAAUUCCUGUGGCACGAUCGGCAUGCUGCAUGCUGUGGCCAACAACAAAAGCAAAAUGACAUUUGAUGAUGGCUCUUCUCUGAAGAAGUUUCUAGAUGACACUGCAAACAUGUCUGCUGAUGAACGUGCCAAACAUCUGGAGAAUAACCAAGCAAUCUGGAAGGUUCACAAUGAGGUUGCAGUGCAGGGCCAGUGUAGGCCGGAAGCCGAUAAAGUAAACUUCCACUUUAUUGCCUUCGUCAAUGCAAAUGGUGAACUUUAUGAAUUUGACGGGAGAAUGAAUGGACCAGUGAAGCACGGCGCUACCAAAGAUGAGUCAUUCAUAACGGAUGCAUCCAAAGUGUGCCGUGGAUUCAUGGAGCGAGAGCAAGGCGAGGUCCGUUUCUCCGCGGUGGCUCUUUGUCAAAGUUAGAUAUUCGGUAGGACACGCAUUCAAAUUGUAAACCAAAAUGUCCCGACGCGUUCACGUGGCAAACACAACCCACACAUCUGCAGACACUAUGCACUAUAAAGCACAUUGUCGUCACAUGCUGUUACUUCAUCUCUUGAAUAAAGUGCACAUAAACACAAACUCACUAUCAAACCCUUUUUUUGUUCUGCCGAUACAAACUGAUACACGCUUGUUCAAACUGUUUUCUGUGACAUCGUUCAGCAAUGGAAAUUGUAAACCAUGAGCUCACCACUGCUUGUGUGCAUUUGUAUUUAUUUAUUUUUGCAGCUUUUUUUGUAUGUGAUAUGUAUCCAAGUGUAAAACCCUGAUGCUUAAAUACCUUUUGUGCCAAUAAAUAGAAUACAGACGAGUGAGAAGGAAAAGACAGAACUUGUGUGGCGAAAUGUUUUUUUUCGGAAUGCCCUCAGUUGCUGUGUGGUUGCGUUUAUAAGGAUCUGGCAUUCCUGAGAACAGCCCAAAUGUGUCCGUAGGAAUAAUUUAACCAUUGUUCGGAGAAUACACACAACCUUUUGAGUAGUGGUCUUAGGUGGCCGUUUGGAAAAACUGACGUUUUCUUUGAGAAGUUUGAAUUUAAAAGUGUUUAUUGGUGGAUUAGUCUUUUUGCUUUCCGAAAUGUAAUUCAAUUUGAAAUGUUUGCACUUUUUAUAGCUAUGGAUUUUCACUUCAGCCACAAAUGGUCAAAUGCACUAAAGUGUGCAAAUAAAAUACCAAACCUCCAAACACGGCACUGACCAUUAAAAUGAAGUGCUGCUCUAUGUUGGGUUGUCAUGCAGGGUGUUGACUGUCUAGGCUGUGCACUAAUUGUUUACCUUUAUGCACCUUCUAAAUGCUUUGUUGGUGAAGCAGCUGUGAGAAAUCAAUAAAGCAACCAUUAGA
Messenger RNA from Cyclopterus lumpus (lumpfish), 1662 nucleotides. It is a transcript of the gene uchl1, whose product is annotated as ubiquitin carboxyl-terminal esterase L1 (ubiquitin thiolesterase). Gene Ontology annotation, molecular function: cysteine-type deubiquitinase activity. The transcript has 9 exons. Gene Ontology annotation, biological process: protein deubiquitination; ubiquitin-dependent protein catabolic process. NCBI's taxonomy places the organism in Eukaryota, Metazoa, Chordata, Actinopteri, Perciformes, Cyclopteridae. Gene Ontology annotation, cellular component: cytoplasm. The record is from RefSeq and is a predicted model, not a curated record. Bases 85 to 747 code for a protein of 220 amino acids.